Messenger RNA from Rhagoletis zephyria (snowberry fruit fly), 2669 nucleotides. RefSeq names its product katanin p60 ATPase-containing subunit A-like 1 (gene kat-60L1). Gene Ontology annotation, biological process: microtubule severing. Gene Ontology annotation, molecular function: microtubule binding; ATP hydrolysis activity; microtubule severing ATPase activity. The record is from RefSeq and is a predicted model, not a curated record. Lineage: Eukaryota; Metazoa; Arthropoda; Insecta; Diptera; Tephritidae. Gene Ontology annotation, cellular component: microtubule cytoskeleton.
GUUGCCCGCGAGUGGCUUUUCGGUUGAUGGUGAAAAUGCAGAGCCACAGUGUUGCAGGCGAUUCGUGGGUUAUAGGACAUAAGCGCAUAGAUUUAAAAUUAUAAAUAGUAAUAAAAUAUGUACAUACAUAAAUAAUUUAUGUGUUUAAAAAUUUAUAAUCCACGCAUAUAAUGUACCUACUAGGUGCAACAAAAAAAAAAAAAUAAGUGUGAACUAAAAAAUUAGGCAAAUUCAGAAUAUACACAGCAAAUUUGUACCUUAAAUGGAGAUCUCGUAAACAUUACCGUGAAAAGUGUGCAAAAAUAAUCCAAGAAAAUGUCUUCAAAGUUACGCGGUGAGGAAACAUAUCGACGCAUUACACGCGAAAAGCUGGUGCUACGCGGCAAUACGGCCAUUCGCACCUUGGAUUCCACCACAUCCUAUUUGCCAUUGCUGCCUGGUACCUCCACAACACCGCCAACGGGGCUCUCACAUGUGGCACGGAUGAUGGACUCAUUGAUACUGGAUCAAUAUCCACCAUUCGCCUUUACUAAGAUCACAACCACGCACAGGCCGACACGUACUGGUAAUGGCAAAAAAACCGAGACCACACGCACAACCACUUUAAGCGGUCUUUCACCAGGUAGCUCGGCCACACUGGGCGCUGGUGGUGGUAUGGCAGCGGGAGGACUACGAAAGACGCGUAUACCUACGCAAGGUAAUUAUUAUAGAAAUAUAUUGCCCCCACAGCCAAGGCCCAAUACAAACUUGCCGCCCACUACGGGCUCCACAAAUCCACUUUAUCAAAAUGCGAAUGGUGGUGUAGGUGGCAGCAGCGGCAACACAGGCAAUAAUACGCACAUACAAUUCCCGAAUCACAAUGACAACCGUUGGAUCUCGUCACUGCGCCGAUCACGCGAUCCUGAACUACAGCCCACACUGCCUUCCAUAAAUUUGAGUCAUCAUGGCAGCGCGCACAACGUGGGCGGCAGCCUAGGCAGCGACAAGGGACGCAGUUCGCGCAGCAUUAAGGCCUCAGCCAUGGCGGCAACACGCAAAAGCCGUAGCGUAGAGCGCAUACGUGCACGCAAACUUACCACACAAAUCAAAUUCAAAGACAAGCCUAAGAAGAAUUCGAUUGAUGAGAACUCCAAUUCAGAUGAUCAGGAAAUCACAUCUUUGGAGGAGAACUCCACAUCGCAGAAUACGCCGAAAAGUUCGCCGAAAACAAAAACGAAAGUAUUUUCGGCCAUCGGCUAUGAGACGCACUUGGUGGAUUCGCUCGAAAAGGACAUAUUGCAGCGUAAUCCCGGCGUCAAGUGGUGCGAUGUGGCAGGGCUAAAUGAAGCCAAGGCCAUACUACAGGAAGCUGUCGUUUUACCAAUAAUUAUGCCCGACUUCUUCAAGGGCAUACGACGCCCAUGGCGUGGUGUUUUGAUGGUAGGCGCACCGGGCACUGGCAAGACCAUGCUAGCCAAGGCGGUGGCCACCGAAUGUGGCACCACUUUCUUCAACGUCUCUUCAGCCACGCUAACCUCAAAGUAUCGUGGCGAAAGCGAGAAGCUGGUGCGCUUAUUGUUUGAAAUGGCGCGCUUUUAUGCGCCGAGCACAAUAUUCUUCGACGAAAUCGAUGCGUUGUGUACAUCGCGUGGCAGUGAUUCCGAACAUGAGGCAAGUCGGCGCUUUAAAGCCGAGCUGCUAAUACAGAUGGAUGGAUUGAAUGCGACUCUGCAGGAAGAUAAGAUCAUUAUGGUUUUGGCGGCGACAAAUCAUCCGUGGGACAUUGAUGAGGCUUUUAGGCGACGAUUCGAGAAAAGGAUCUAUAUUGCACUUCCAAAUGAAGAAACUCGCUCCGCCCUACUUAAACUUUGUCUCAAAGAUGUACGUCUUUCACCCAAUCUUGACACGAAUCUCAUUGGCGAUCAGCUAAAAGGUUAUUCCGGUUCGGACAUAAGCAAUGUAUGUCGCGAUGCCGCCAUGAUGGCAAUGCGUCGCCUCAUAGCCGGCCGUUCGCCAUCCGAAAUCAAGGAAAUACGACGCGAGGACAUUGAUCAACCCAUAACAUUGCAGGAUUUCCAAGAAGCCAUGGAGCGAACUAAACAAUCUGUAACGGCUGAUGAUGUUUCACGUUUCGAAAAAUGGAUGGAGGUCUAUGGCUCAUGUUAGGCUAGUCGCAGGCAAUAUUUAUUUACGCAUAAUUUAUUUAAUAAAACGCGUACACAUAACUUAAAAUAAAAAAGCAAUAAAGUGCAAGCUUCAAUAAUUUCUAAACCCGAAAGAGGGCUCAAUGGAAGGUGCGUGUAACUAAUACAAUUGCGUACGUACAUACAUACAUUUAUUAUACAACUUCCAUAGUUCAUAGCUCUUAUAUGGAUUAGUACUGCUGAUGUUUAUGGUUCCAUUUAUGUUAUUUUCGUCACUAGUGAGUAACUUUACCUGAAUUCGCUCAAAUUAUAUAACAACCCACCCCUUGUCCUAUAUCCUAAGUAUCAAGAAAAUAUAUCCUGCCUCCUUACUUGAAAUUCAAGCGCUAGAUCGUCUCAAAAAUUGAUAAAAGACGUGAAUGUUAGAUAACCAUUUACAUACAUACACACAUAACUAUAUGCAGCUAGUCGAUAGAUAAAUCAUUUUAUAUAAAACAUUUAUAAAUUUAGUAGUAUGUGUGUAUAUUCGAAUUUCGAAGUAAUAAA